CAGCACUACUCUGCUGGCGUACGCGACAGCGUGAAGCUGGGGCCUGCUCUCCAGAGACUUCUGGGCACAUCAAGGAUCUCUCAAGCUCUAUGUCGCUGGCCUCACAAAAUCCAAGACAUGGCAGAUGGGGCACCGGCCAACCCCAAAGGGUUCAGGAAGAAGGUGCUGGUUAAACGCUCCACGGGGCAGAAGGACCCAAGACUCAGGGCCUCUCCUUCUAAAACCUCCAGGUCCAGCCUGGGUAUGAAGAAAUUCUUCGCCAUCGCAGUCCUGGCCGGCAGUGUUGUGACUACUGCCCACAGCAGCCUGUUCAACCUGAAGUCCAUGGUGGAAGCCAUCACACACAGAAACUCCAUCCUGUCUUUUGUGGGCUACGGCUGCUACUGCGGGCUGGGGGGACGCGGCCACCCCAUGGAUGAGAUGGACUGGUGCUGUCAUGCCCAUGACUGUUGCUACCAGAAGCUCUUCGACCAGGGCUGCCGCCCCUACGUGGACCACUAUGACCACAGGAUCGAGAAUGACACUGAGAUUGUCUGCACUGAGCUCAAUGAGACCGAGUGUGACAAGCAGACGUGUGACUGUGACAAGAACCUGACUCUGUGCCUCAAGGACCAUCCGUACAGCGAAAAGUACCGAGGCUACCUCAAUGUCUACUGUCACGGCCCCACACCCAACUGCAGCAUCUACGACCCGUACCCAGAGGAAGUCACCUGUGGACAUGGCCUCUCAACAACCCCUGUCUCAACCUAGCCUAACUGAGGUCCGAGAGAUAAGAGGGUGGAGUGUCUGGCUGGGGUCUACAUCUGAUGUGUGGGGCCAGACAGGGUGCAGGACUGUCCUGUGGCUCUGUCCUAGUCCUGUAGUGAGCUCGGUACAAGAAGAUUCUGGAAGGUCAGGGCUUGUUGGUGGCAUCACUCUGCUAGCCUCAACACUAAGUAAGCAUCUGGAGCAGGUCUUAGCAGAAAACACGACCUGCUGGGGUCUCUCCUGGAUAUGAAAGGAAAUGAUGUGGCCUCAGCUCAACUCCAAGAACCUUUGAGACCUUUCACAGGCCUGGAACUACACUCUAAGGCAGGCAGAGGGUUACAUUGAGGCCUUGGUUCUGGGAACCCCUGGAGUCCCCACAAGCUGACAUAAAGAGUCACUCUGCUUCAAGGACUUGUGGCCCUCUACAGUCUCAUUAGCAGAGUGGGUGGCCCCAUCUAGUCCCCAGCCAACAGGAUGCAUCUAGGCCCAAAGCCUGACCUCUGUUACCCAGAGUGCCUCCGGGCAGGCUCCGAGGGCACAGGGACCCCAUGUGCACAGUAGCUGCAUGUACAGGGAUUGGCGGAAGGUGGUCACAUGUCCACAGUUCUUCCUGCCCCUCUGACUCCUGCACAGAAUCGGUGUGUACCCACCUGUGCCAUUGUCCCACCCAAAUUC
Rattus rattus (black rat) is the source of this 1422-nucleotide messenger RNA. It is a transcript of the gene Pla2g2f, whose product is annotated as phospholipase A2 group IIF. NCBI's taxonomy places the organism in Eukaryota, Metazoa, Chordata, Mammalia, Rodentia, Muridae. Gene Ontology annotation, biological process: arachidonate secretion; lipid catabolic process; negative regulation of T cell proliferation. The transcript has 5 exons. Gene Ontology annotation, molecular function: calcium ion binding; phospholipid binding. The record is from RefSeq and is a predicted model, not a curated record. Bases 118 to 750 code for a protein of 210 amino acids.